Bemisia tabaci is the source of this 1700-nucleotide messenger RNA. The record is from RefSeq and is a predicted model, not a curated record. NCBI's taxonomy places the organism in Eukaryota, Metazoa, Arthropoda, Insecta, Hemiptera, Aleyrodidae.
CGGAAAUGAUUUGUGAGAUAUAUGACAAAGCCGUUUCUAUAGAUCCUAACAGUGAAGAACUUCUAUCUCAUCUUUUUAUGGCAUAUGUUAGAAUUAGUGAUUAUCAGAAGCAAAAGCAGACAGCUUUAGCUCUUUAUAAGCUGCAUCCGAAAAAUCCGUACUACUUUUGGGCUGUGAUGAGCAUUGUAAUGCAGGCACAUUCAGCAGAUUCUGAAGCAACAAAAGGCAUUGUGUUAUCAGUAGCUGAAAGAAUGAUUUCCAAUUUCAUCAAAGAAGGCAAAAUUGAGACUGAACAGGAAGUUCAAUUGUAUCUGAUGGUACUAGAAAUGCAGGGAAAACAUAAAGAAGCUUUAGAAAUUCUUAGUGGUCCUCUAGGUAAGAAACUGGACCCGCACCUGGUGAUCACGACUAAAAGAAUUGAUUUGCUGAUGAAACUAGGACUGUGGCAGGAACUCAACCUUUAUCUUAAAGAACAAUUACUUGAUGAGAUAGAUGCUUGGUCAAAUUACUGUCAUUAUUUUACAUCAGUUUUCCAUUUGUGCUGCGGUCCUAUCCUUGAAACUCAAAUCAAAGAUGGAAAUGAUAAGGAACAAAUCAAAGAAAAUGGCAUGUGUCUUCCAAAUGAGAAAAUUAAUAGUCAGCUAGUUGACUCAAAAUUUGACGCUUUGAAUGGAAACCCUGAUAAUAAGUGUCAAACCUUAAUCAAUGGUGUGAAAAAGUUGAUGAUAACACAAGAAAGUAUAAAAAAUGAGGAACCUUGCGGAGAGGAUUCCUGCCAUUUAAAUGGAGAUUUUGGGAAUGAUUCUUGGCAGAAAAACGACAAACAAGAGAUUUCUAAUCAAAGGCAUGAAACUGACAGUAAAAAUGUCUCAGUUGAUGACACUUUAGGUUCUUGUGUCAGUUUUUUAUCAAGAUUAAGAGCUGAAAAUGAGAGACUAAAACAUCCCGUCAGAGGUCCCCUCCUUGCACCUUUAGAGCUAUACCGCAGAUUGACUGAAAGAAAAAUUGAUCCAGUCCCUCUUGUUGGCGAUUUAGUGUCUUUACUCAUGACUUAUUUUAAAACAUUCGGCAGUAAGCAAUGUUGCCUCAGUGAUAUUCAAAAUUAUAUAAUUCUCCUGAACAAAAAUCAAACAAGUGAUCUACUGCUACAGAUACAAGAAUUGGUUGGGCUUCAGCAUAACGAACUACCCUCUGAGGUCUUUCAAAUGCAGCGUCAUGUCAAUCAUUUGCAGAUUUGCCGCUUUCUAGGUUUCCAAGACUCUUCUCAUUUGGACAAAAUGAAACUUGCUGUAUCUUUUUGGAGAUAUUACUUGCAUGGAAAUAAGUUCAACUCUGGUACUGCUAGCUCCAACCCUGGGUAUAAUGAUCCAUAUGUUCUACUUGCAGCACAUGUGUUUUACGACUUAUGGUGGCAAGGAAAUUCAAGUACCUAUCUAAUUUAUGCAGUCACUAUAUUAGAGUAUGCCAUAUCAAUCAGUCCAUCAAAUUAUCAUUUUAAAUUACUUCUUUUAAAAUUCUAUAAUCUACUUGGUGCUGUCAAAGCUGCCUUCAAAUUUGCCCAACUAUUGGACAUUAAGCAUGUGCAGCUAGUCUCUCUGGGGUAUCUGGUUCAAGACCCGCUUAUGGCAUCAGGUCAUUUCUCGAUGUCCACUCAUUUUUAUGAAUCAACUUUAAAAUUCUUCCAGAGUAAUGUGAAAGAC